UUCCUUCCGCCUUACCCGGUGUCGAUGCGCGCGCACAUUCAUGAGCCGGCUUUUCACCGACUUCUCUUUCCUCCGCGACUGUUUCGCGCUCUUAUGCUUCGUGCAGGUUUGAGAAUGUUCAAAUCUUAACCGAUUUUUAAAACGUGGGAGACCACAGACACGACCAUGUAAUCGGCCAUGUAAAAGACUGCACACACCAGACGGUUUAGUCAAGACCCAAGACAACACCCGUCACCCUUGGCGCCUAUAGCUAAUAUAAGAGGCCCAACUUUUGAAAAACCGCAGUGUUGAAAGAAGGCGAGCUUAGCAGCCCUAAAGCGGCUAAAGUACAUUAUAGAGGUUCAGUAGGAUGAUAAAAGACCGACCGGGAGAAGGUAAAUUGAGGAGGCGGGAUGUUUAUUUGACCUUUAUUUAUCCAGGUAAAAUCAAUUGAGAACCAAUUCUCAUUUACAAUGAUGAUGUCCAGGAAGAGGUGAAGCGCAUGCGCGUUUAACUUACAUGGCUAGUCCAGAAAGAGUUAUCGCCUCAACGUUGUAAAGAGCGGGAGGCGUGCCUUAUACAUUUACAUCCCUCCCUCUAUAUAAAGUGAGAACUGAACCUCCACUCCUUUAUAUCGUGAAGAAGCGUUCAUAGCAGAAGUCAUGCCCGAGCCAGCGAAGUCCGCGCCCAAGAAGGGCUCCAAGAAGGCGGUUUCCAAAACUGCCACAAAAGGCGGCAAGAAGCGUAGAAAGUCUAGGAAAGAGAGUUAUGCUAUCUAUGUUUACAAAGUGUUGAAGCAGGUCCACCCUGAUACCGGCAUUUCUUCCAAGGCGAUGGGAAUCAUGAAUUCUUUCGUCAACGACAUUUUUGAGCGCAUCGCCGGCGAAUCUUGUCGUCUGGCUCACUACAACAAACGUUCAACCAUCACCUCCAGGGAGAUCCAGACCGCCGUGCGCCUGUUGCUCCCGGGUGAGCUUGCCAAACACGCCGUCUCCGAGGGCACCAAGGCGGUGACCAAGUACACCAGCUCCAAGUAAAUGGAUGCAACUUGACAGUUCCAUAACACCCCAAAGGCUCUUUUAAGAGCCACUCACUCCUCUAUAAGAUGGAUGUUCCAUGGUGCCUGCCGUUGUCACUGUAUUGAUUUAGUUUUUGAGCAUUGGAUACAUAGGCCUACAAUGUGUAGUUGGACCCAAUACGAUUUGUUUACCAGCUAUGAACGUAUUCUUCACCAUCAUUACUCUUAAGGAUUGAGUGGGGGUUGGACCAUUUUACUAACAUGGGUCUUUUGUCUUUCAGUCAAAUUUCCAAAUCAUUUCAUACCAGUGAUUCAUUCAAGAUAUUUUUCUUUUGAAUCUUAGAACAAUUUGGCCAGAUCCAGAUGAUCCAAACUGACUUUGGUAGCUUUGUGGUGUGAUUACGAUCUUUAGUUUUUGCUUCACACCUGCUUUUGAAUUGGCAUUCAUGGAGGGAAGCACCCCUUUUACGUUUGCCAGUACAUAAACAUUCAGGGCAAGCCCAUGAGAGCUAAACCCUAAACGUCUUGAUUUUCGAAUCCGAAUCGGUUUAUUGCCAGGCAAGCUCACACGUACAAGCGAUUUGCUUUGAAUAUCCAGGAAGCAUGAGGGCAGCAGCGUGAGUUUGGGGAGAGUCAGAGGGACAGGGGGAAGGCCUCAUCACCCAGC
Molecule: messenger RNA, 1664 nt
Organism: Hypomesus transpacificus
Lineage: Eukaryota; Metazoa; Chordata; Actinopteri; Osmeriformes; Osmeridae
Product: histone H2B-like
Exons: 2
Coding region: 642-1016 (124 amino acids)
Cellular component (GO): nucleosome
Molecular function (GO): structural constituent of chromatin; DNA binding; protein heterodimerization activity
Source: RefSeq, a predicted model, not a curated record